Messenger RNA from Heteronotia binoei (common prickly gecko), 679 nucleotides. RefSeq names its product cation channel sperm associated 1 (gene CATSPER1). Bases 137 to 679 code for a protein of 180 amino acids. Gene Ontology annotation, cellular component: CatSper complex; membrane. The record is from RefSeq and is a predicted model, not a curated record. Gene Ontology annotation, molecular function: voltage-gated calcium channel activity; calcium-activated cation channel activity. Gene Ontology annotation, biological process: spermatogenesis; flagellated sperm motility; regulation of cilium beat frequency involved in ciliary motility. NCBI's taxonomy places the organism in Eukaryota, Metazoa, Chordata, Lepidosauria, Squamata, Gekkonidae. The transcript has 7 exons.
CCUCCCUCUAGAAUGGUUCUUUUCUGCCUUGGAUGCUUUGUUCCUUUCUGUCUAUGUGGUGGAGGCCAUCCUCAAGAUCAUUGCGCUUGAUGUGGAAUACUUCUACGAUCCGUGGAAUGACAUUGAUUUCUUCAUCAUGAUCAUGACGGUUCUGGAUUUCGUACUGCCACUGAUCUUCUACGGGCAAGGCAACCGGGGCAACAAAGUCACGCUCUUCCGAGUCCUCAAAAUCUUCAAGGGGGUCCGGGCCAUCCGGGCCAUCCGCUUCCUCCUCACCCUCCGAUAUCUGGAGAACUUUCAAGAGGUGACAAGUACCUUUAUGCUUUCUUGCGAGUCCAUCGCGGCCAUCAUCCUUCUCAUGUUCACUUUCCUUUUCAUGUCUUCUGUGAUGCUACGUGAACUGUUUCAGGAAGCGGAUCCAAAGCACUUUGGGGACCUCUUCAACACAGUCUUCACCCUUUUCCAGUUCUUCACCUUGGACGACUGGUCACUCAUCUACCUGGCAUGCCAUGAAAAAGGUGCCUGGUACAUCAUAAUCUUCCUGAUUAUCUACAUUCUUUUGGAAUACUUCUUGUUUCUCAACCUGGUGAUCGCUGUCCUUGUGGAUAAUUUUCAGAUGGCCCUGCUUAACCGUCAAAAGCUCAAGAAACAGAAGGAUACAGAACGCACAGGCAUCUGA